Messenger RNA from Sorex fumeus (smoky shrew), 1271 nucleotides. RefSeq names its product E2F associated phosphoprotein (gene EAPP). Bases 112 to 966 code for a protein of 284 amino acids. The record is from RefSeq and is a predicted model, not a curated record. The transcript has 6 exons. Gene Ontology annotation, biological process: positive regulation of cell population proliferation. Gene Ontology annotation, cellular component: nucleus. NCBI's taxonomy places the organism in Eukaryota, Metazoa, Chordata, Mammalia, Eulipotyphla, Soricidae.
ACGCGGAAGUGCGGGCGGAAGUGGAGUCGGCGGACGCUUUAGGGACCGCACCGGCAGGGUAAACAGAGACGCGGCGGAGCAGCCCGGGCUGCCUCGGGACUUGUAGCCACCAUGAACCGGCUCCGCGAUGACGAUGACCCCUACCUAAUUGAAGAGGCCAGCGACGAGGAGCCGGCUCUGAGCAGUUCCGAAGAUGAAGUGGAUGUGCUUUUACAUGGAACUCCCGACCAAAAAAGAAAACUCAUCAGAGAAUGUCUUACUGGAGAAAGUGAGUCAUCUAGUGAAGAUGAAUUUGAAAAGGAAAUGGAAGCUGAGUUAAAUUCUACCAUAAAAACAAUGGAGGACAAGUUAUCCUCUCUGGAUAAAGGGUCUUCCUCAGGAAAUGGGAGAGUUGGAACAGCUCCGUCAAAAUACUAUGAUGAUAUAUAUUUUGACUCUGAUUCUGAAGAAGAAGAUAAAACAGCGCAGGUAACCAAGAAAAAAAAGAAAAAGCAACACAGGAUUCCAACAAAUGAUGAAUUAUUAUAUGACCCUGAAAAAGAUAACAGAGAUCAGGCCUGGGUUGAUGCACAGAGAAGAGGCUACCAUGGUUUGGGACUACGGAGAUCACAUCAACAACAACGGCCUGUUCCAAACAGUGAUGCUGUCUUGAAUUGCCCUGCCUGCAUGACUACAUUGUGUCUUGAUUGCCAAAGGCAUGAAUCCUAUAAAACUCAAUAUAGAGCAAUGUUUGUGAUGAAUUGUUCUGUCAACAAAGACGAGGUUCUGAGAUACAAAAUCCCCGAGAACAGGAAGAAAAGGCGCGGCCAUAAGAAGAUGCGGUCUAGUGACGGAGAUGCCACAGCGCCGGAAGACACAGAAGAAAUCUACCACCCGGUGAUGUGCACCGAGUGCUCCACGGAAGUGGCAGUCUAUGACAAAGAUGAAGUCUUCCACUUUUUCAAUGUCUUAGCAAGCCAUUCCUAAAUAGCACAGUUGGCAUUUAAUUGCCUGAUGUUGUAUAUAAGGUAAAUAUUAACAGUUCCUUUCCUCCUGCUUUUUCAUAAAGUCAGAGUCUGCAUGGUUAUGUGAGAAAGCAGUGACUUUUCUUUCUAUUUGUGAAAGAGAAUGGUUAUCAAUCUUUCAUCCCACCCUUUUUUUUUUUAAUUAAAUUUUUUACCCCCUUACUCUGAUGGGACUAAUUAUUCUUCCCUUUAGAUGGACAUUUGAAAACUCUGGGGCUUUCUAUUUAUUAAAGCUCUUUAGAAUUAAAAUAUUGUAGAGUUAAAAUA